CAGACUGAAGUAGAAAGGGAAAGAGACAGUCAGGCUGCUAGAGAAAGGGAAAGAGUUAAACAGGAAAAGAAAGAUAGAGCCGACGAAGAAAAAGCUAGGAAAGCUGCAGAAAAAGAAAAGAAAGCUAAUUUGUCAUUCAAACAGGUAAAAAGCCAGAAAAGAAAGGAAAAGAAAAGACAUUUAGCUGCCGUUGCUGAAGAAACAGAGAUAGACACUCAGGACAGCUCAGGAGAAAGUGAGGUAGAACUUGAGUUACAAGGAGCCAGAGGUAAGGGGGAGGAGUCUGACACAGAUCAUAGUGACGACACAGAACCUGCAGUCAGGCCAAAGAUGACACAGAGACGACCCCACACUGCAAGUAGCAAAACUCAGAGACGAGGUACAACUAGAAUGACACAUUCACAUCUGGAAAGACAUACAAGAUCGAAAACUAACAUUUUAGAGCCCCCUCUAAACAUUACAUCCACCUCAAUAAAUGCUCCAAAAAUCAUGGUUGGCAACACAGCUGUCUGCAAACCAUGGACUCCUGCUGAGAUAGUUGGAAUGACACAAAAUGCCCCCAAUCCGACCACAAACCCAGAUGAAUACUGGGGAUGGUUAAGAUAUGUAUGCUCUGUGUAUAACUGUCUGAUACCUGAUGUUGAACAAUUACUUGCUGGCUCAUACAGAACGGAGUGGGAUUUGUGCAAAGGUGAAUUUCUUUUCCCUGCUCGGACAGAGGAUGGCCAGUGGCCUCCUCAUAGAACCAUGAUUGACUGGUUAAAUGAAGAAGCAAAAACAGCAAUAAGAAAAUGUGCACGACAGCGCACUGACUUUAAUAAAGUAAUUCACUGUGUCCAAGAUGCAUAUGAAACUGUACCUGAGUUUGUUAACAGAUUUACACGUACUUGGGAUAGCAAUGCAGGAAUAGGACGAGAAGGAAAUGAAUAUUUUGUUGUUACAACCUUUGUGCAAAAUCUAAAACCAAAUGUUGCAGCUGCAUACAAAUUGUCUGUCACCGAUUGGCAAACCAAAGACUGGAAAGCAACGGUAAACAAAAUGAUGGCGCUAGAUAGGUGUGAAGUUUUUGCUGAAGACAAAUCUGCCUCCUUCCCAAAACAAAUGUUACAGCAUGCGCGACAGGGGGGUGGACAACAGCAUUUCAAAAACAAUAACAAGCAAAAACCGGGAAAGUGUCACAAAUGUGGGAAAGCGGGACAUUGGGCUAAUGAGUGUAGAAGUGGUCGUCGUCAGAACAAGCAAAAUUACCCAUUCCAGGAUCACCAAACAAGGAAUUUCCAACAAACAGCCCCCCUUGCUUUACCACAACAACAACAACAACCACUACCACCUCCUCCACAUGUUGAUAAUGUGAAUCAUGGACAAUAUUACAAUCAAGCAUAGGGAGGCCAUAGAGGGGCAGGAUCAGAAAAAACAUUUCCCAUUCAAGCAGCUGUAAUUCGACUUUCAAAAGAUCCUUCAGAAGAUCCAAUAAUGCCUGUUGAAGUAAAUGGUAGUAGAGUUGACAUUAUGGUAGAUAGUGGGGCCACAAUUUCCACUGUUAAAGCUGAUGAGCAUGUAUGUACACCAACACCUAACUUUGUCACCACCGUGGGUGUUUCCGGCGUUCCUGUUGUUGAGCCACUAUCACAGAGAGCUAAAAUAACUGUUGAAGGUUCAGAUGUGCAACAUUCUUUCCUGAUUUCUGAGAAAAGUCCAAUUAAUCUCAUGGGACGAGAUUUACUUUGCAAGCUACAU
Thunnus maccoyii (southern bluefin tuna) is the source of this 1737-nucleotide messenger RNA. RefSeq lists its product as uncharacterized. Gene Ontology annotation, molecular function: zinc ion binding; nucleic acid binding. The transcript is spliced from 2 exons. NCBI's taxonomy places the organism in Eukaryota, Metazoa, Chordata, Actinopteri, Scombriformes, Scombridae. The record is from RefSeq and is a predicted model, not a curated record. Bases 331 to 1383 code for a protein of 350 amino acids.